Messenger RNA from Alternaria alternata, 734 nucleotides. RefSeq lists its product as hypothetical. The coding region runs from base 124 to 672 and encodes 182 amino acids. The record is from RefSeq and is a predicted model, not a curated record. The transcript has a single exon. Lineage: Eukaryota; Fungi; Ascomycota; Dothideomycetes; Pleosporales; Pleosporaceae.
UUAGGUCUGACCUAUAAGGGGCACUUAAGCCCUGCAAGGCAGUCGCGAAGGUGCAUGGAGCAGGUCGAAAUGUGAGGCAAAAGAGUGGUAGUUGGAGGCGAGUGUUGCGACAGUGAAUUGUCGAUGCAUGCGGACCACGGAGGUAAGAGGCCAUCAAUGAGAUCAUCCAGGAUCACCAAGCCAAUGCAGCUUAGCGGCACCACCCGUGUCCACGUGACCCUUGUCAACACAACUCCCGCACACAGCCGUCAAGCAUGUGGAGCGUCCGAGGCGUUCGCGUUGGCCUACAGUGAAUGUUGCGGAUACAGGCCAUUCGCCUUCUCGCCAGCUGAGCGCUAUCCGCUUGUGCGCCAUCGCGUCGUUCCUGGUUGCCAUCGUGCGCCACAAACCUCUCCGACACAACAAACAGCGACAGCGAGAAUACAACUGACGCGACCCUUUGUCAGCAGUUCCAAAGCUGAAUGGACAGUGCAUGAUUGUUGCGCGUUGACUUAUAUCGUGGGAUUGUCGCGCGCGGCCCAGGGGCGUCAGACCGCUAGAAACAACGACAACCCUGCUUUCCGCCAUCUUCACUUUCUCAUCCGUCUUUCCAUCUGCAAAGCCAUACUGCCGACACCCAGGACAGCGGCGAGCAACCGCAAAACUCUUCAUUCUCUCAAUUGGCCCCACUAAUGUGCGCCAUCACCACUCGUUCUCGGUUGCUAUAGGAUGCAACUGAGCAACCGAGGAAUUCU